GUGGGUUAAGCGUCUGACUCUGGACUCAGGUCAUGAUCUCACAGUUCCCGAGUUGGAGCCAGGCGUGGGGUUCUCGGCCACCUGUGCAGAGCCUGCUUGGGAUUCUCUCUCUGCCCCCCACCUCUCUCUUAAACAUACUUAAAAGAAAAACCUACUUGGCCAGUGACAUCUAUAGGGUGUCUUUUCAAAACGAUCCAAAGAAAGCUGGUUUCAGAGGUCAUAUCUUAAAUUGUUAUUCAGCCAACAAUAGAUAGCUUUGGAAUAAUUUGUAUUAGAUUCUGCUUUCAAAAGCCAAAGAACUUUGUGAAGAAACAGGCGAGGUAGGUAAGUGAUAUAUCUUUGUAAAUAAGGUAGAGGCCGGGAAGUGUUGAAAACACCAGCAGUGGUGGAUCGGAAGAAGCUGUUUUGUUUUUUUUUUUUUUUUUUUUCGUGGAAGAUGUUAAUUUUGGGUCUAAAUGUACUAGAGGUCAUGUGAAUCAGGGAGUGAAGGUCAAUACCAAUGUCUUCACUUGGAGCCAUAGGAAACAAAUACCUGUCCAAACAGGGGGAGUCUCGUUGUAUAUAGUAGCCGAGGAUGGUAUGGUUGCAUUUUCCCGCAGCUAACUGCUGUGGGAAGUUUCAGAUGGCUCGCACGAAGCAGACGGCGCGCAAGUCGACGGGCGGCAAGGCCCCGCGCAAGCAGCUGGCCACCAAGGCGGCCCGCAAGAGCGCGCCGGCCACCGGCGGCGUCAAGAAGCCGCACCGCUACCGGCCCGGCACGGUGGCCCUGCGCGAGAUCCGCCGCUACCAGAAGUCCACCGAGCUGCUCAUCCGCAAGCUGCCGUUCCAGCGGCUGGUGCGCGAGAUCGCGCAGGACUUCAAGACCGACCUGCGCUUCCAGAGCUCGGCCGUGAUGGCGCUGCAGGAGGCGUGCGAGGCCUACCUGGUGGGGCUCUUCGAGGACACCAACCUGUGCGCCAUCCACGCCAAGCGCGUCACCAUCAUGCCCAAGGACAUCCAGCUGGCGCGCCGCAUCCGUGGGGAGCGGGCCUAAGUUCCUUCAGCCAGUGAAAGCUUUAAUGCCCAAAGGCGCUUUUCAGAGCCAAUGACCUUUUCUAUGAGAUAGUGCUUUGUUCUUGUUCUUGUAAAUUGUGAAAGAUCCUGGAGAAACCAAGUGUUACAAGUCCUUGCAUAAGCUUAAUUGUGUGGCUCUGAAAAGAGCCUUUAGGUAUUCUCAGCUAGCCC
Molecule: messenger RNA, 1224 nt
Organism: Lynx canadensis (Canada lynx)
Lineage: Eukaryota; Metazoa; Chordata; Mammalia; Carnivora; Felidae
Product: histone H3.1-like
Exons: 1
Coding region: 575-1033 (152 amino acids)
Cellular component (GO): nucleosome
Molecular function (GO): DNA binding; structural constituent of chromatin; protein heterodimerization activity
Source: RefSeq, a predicted model, not a curated record